Molecule: messenger RNA, 390 nt
Organism: Diaporthe citri
Lineage: Eukaryota; Fungi; Ascomycota; Sordariomycetes; Diaporthales; Diaporthaceae
Exons: 2
Coding region: 1-390 (129 amino acids)
Source: RefSeq, a predicted model, not a curated record
AUGGCCGGAGAUUGCGAGAUUGGUAGCAUGCAAAUUUGUGGGUGCAUCAAUGUUGGGAAGAAUCACAUCGAGGCCAGGACCGAGAUUGCGAUGGAGCCCGAGAACGGCACAUCAGAUGUCAAGCUGGCCGAGGAGGUGUGCCAAAGGCUUUUGGACCAGGCAAGCUCUGACGUUCAACUCAGUUCUGCCAGCUCUGAGGAGUUGGGAGCUGACCUUUGUUGCCCGUACAAGGUGAAGAGUAUUUGCCCGAAGAAGGGCGGCACGAUCUGGGCCGAGGCCUAUGUUGGCACAGAAGGGCACGAGUACAACUACGCACAACUACAUCCACGGCAACAUCAUGGCUUAUCCGGAGAAGAAUCAAUGCAAGGCCUAGGGAGGGGAACACGAUAA